Messenger RNA from Peniophora sp. CBMAI 1063, 1314 nucleotides. The record is from the annotation of a GenBank genome assembly. NCBI's taxonomy places the organism in Eukaryota, Fungi, Basidiomycota, Agaricomycetes, Russulales, Peniophoraceae.
AUGACUGCCUCGUUCACUCGCCCGCUCAAGGGCUCCAGAAUAUCCUCUUUCUAUCCUGUAAAAGCUGUACCACCUCUGUCGUCUCUUGAGUCUGCCUUCCAAUUGCAGGAAUAUAUCUCGCUACUCAUUCGCCAUGACAUUCACGACGUUGACGCCAUUGUUUCGAUACCAGACGCGUCGAGAGACGGGUCUGAGGAGGAGAAGGAGGGGAGGGAAGUGACUGUAGAUGAGGCAUGCUGGAUAUAUGAACAACUUCGGCGCCUGGCACAAGACCUCUCACACCCUCUCAUCACAAUGCUCCAGCAAGAGUGUACUCGUCAGUCUUGUCCCGAGAUGAAGGCUGGCGAGUGGCUGUAUCUCUGUGUUGCUCACGGCAACGAAGGCUCAAUGGAGCAAUGUUGCGCUAUCGACUACAUCCUCCACACGGUGGACAGUGCAACUGCAUUGCUCAACUCCCCUCGUGCUUUCCCCUCCCGCCUCUCGAUCCCACCAACCUCAAAUCGCCACUUCUCGUCGCUAGCGCGCCGUCUCGGCCGCAUAUUUGCCCAUGCCUUCUUCCACCACCGCGAAAUAUUCGAACAAGCCGAAGCGGAGUCUUCGCUCUAUGCUCGCUUUCUCGCCUUGACUUCGCGGUUCGACCUCGUUCCGCCGGAGUUCCUGGUGAUUCCCCCACGUCUACACCCCGAGGAUACAGUGCCAGAGGAUGUCGAACCACCACGCUUACUCGCAGCCGCCGUAGAACCCCACGCGCCGCUCUCGGAACCAGAAUUCCCUGCUGCUGCAGACCCUAGCCCACGAAAGAAUCGCUCACGCACCGACACGAUGGUAUUCAGUGAAGCUUACAAUAUGGCGGAAGAGCUCGCCCGUCAGGACGUGCCAGACGUCUCUCCGGAGGAAUCUGGGGAAGCAGGGGACGAAUUGCUCGAGUCGCAUCCCGAAGCCCCAGCGCCAGGCGUGCCGACGAACCUCGAAGAUGCGGGCGUACCGCUCGCAGCACACGAGCCUGAGUCCGAAGAACCAUUCCAUGCUUCUGCGAAUGAGUUCCCAGAUUCAUCUGUGGACCCGUCUUUGGCGCGCUCGCCGGAGUUGGCUGAGGCUGGACCUGAGCCUGCGGAAGGAGAUGUUACAGAGGACGCGGACAUGGGCGAACCGCUCGACGCGCAGGAUGUGGAAGAGGAUGUGUCGCUGGAGGAUGAGCACCAUGAAGAGGCGGACGUUACGGACGAGCCGUUGGAUCUUCAUGAGGAAAAGGAGCACCCAGCCGAGGCUGAUCUUGCGCAUGAGACGCCGGCGUCUACUGAUACGGCGGCAUAG